GUAAGUGCGCGCGCGCCUGCUCGCCUGCAGCCGUGGAGUCGCGCGGGGCGGGGUUGCGUGCGCGGGGUCGGGGGCGCGCGGCCGAAGCGGACAAGGGACGCGGCGACGGUUGACUGUGGCUGUUGAGAGAGUACAGGACAGUCAGGACCGCGAGAGGCGGCGACGGAGGCAGUAGCUGCACCGGCAGAGGCGGCCGCUGGCAGCAGUUGAGGCGGCGGUCCAACGCGUGCUCUCUGGGCGGGGUGCAGCGGGGGAUGUGCCUGCCCAGGCCGGGCGGAGUCUCUCUGACAGGGCGGGGGAUGCGCAGCGGCCGCUCGCCCGGACCCUGAGGCUGCUGGGUCCACCCUCCCGGAACCGUCCGACCCUCGGUGGCCUCGGCCUCCUCUGCCAUCUCCCGCCCGACCCUGGGGCGGAGGGUGGGAGGCAGCUUCCGCCGAAGAGGAGGGGGCUGCGGUGGCCACCGCGGCGGAGCCCGAGUUAUUUUACCAAGAAAAUGGUUUGCAUGACUUUGAACAUAUACUAUCCAUGCUGAUGGGACAGGAUCCAAUAUGAAUAUAAAUGAUGGAGGAAGACGACGCUUUGAAGAUAAUGAACAUACAUUACGGAUCUAUCCUGGGACUAUUUCGGAAGGGACAAUCUACUGUCCUAUUCCUGCCAGAAAAAACUCCACAGCUGCUGAGGUGAUUGAGUCUCUUAUAAACAAACUUCAUCUUGACAAAACAAAAUGUUAUGUUCUAGCGGAGGUAAAGGAAUUUGGUGGAGAAGAAUGGAUUCUCAAUCCAACAGACUGUCCAGUUCAGCGAAUGAUGUUGUGGCCCCGAAUGGCUCUGGAAAAUCGCUUAAGUGGAGAGGACUACCGCUUUCUUCUGAGAGAGAAAAACCUUGAUGGAUCGAUCCAUUAUGGUAGCCUGCAGUCAUGGCUACGGGUAACAGAAGAACGUCGCAGGAUGAUGGAACGGGGUUUUCUUCCACAGCCUCAACAGAAAGACUUUGAUGACUUAUGUAGUUUACCUGAUUUGAAUGAGAAAACUCUCUUAGAAAACCUACGAAAUCGCUUUAAGCAUGAAAAAAUUUAUACCUAUGUUGGCAGUAUUCUAAUAGUUAUUAACCCAUUCAAGUUUCUUCCUAUUUAUAACCCCAAAUAUGUCAAAAUGUAUGAUAACCACCAACUGGGAAAACUUGAGCCCCACAUUUAUGCUGUGGCUGAUGUAGCUUAUCAUGCCAUGCUUCAGCGCAAAAAGAAUCAGUGCAUCGUGAUUUCGGGAGAGAGUGGUUCUGGGAAGACUCAAAGCACAAACUUUCUUAUUCACCACCUUACCGCUCUCAGUCAGAAAGGAUUUGUCAGUGGAGUAGAACAGAUUAUUCUUGGAGCUGGACCAGUACUUGAGGCCUUUGGAAAUGCAAAGACAGCUCAUAAUAACAAUUCAAGUCGUUUUGGGAAGUUUAUUCAAGUAAAUUACCAGGAAACAGGCACUGUACUUGGUGCCUAUGUUGAAAAAUAUCUACUGGAGAAGUCCAGACUCGUUUAUCAAGAGCAUAAUGAACGGAACUAUCAUGUAUUCUAUUACCUCUUGGCAGGAGCAAGUGAAGAUGAGAGAUCAGCAUUCCAUCUUAAGCAACCAGAGGAAUAUCAUUAUCUCAAUCAGAUAACAAAGAAACCCCUCAGACAGAGCUGGGAUGAUUAUUGCUAUGACUCUGAGCCGGAUUGCUUCAUGGUGGAAGGAGAAGAUUUGAGACAUGAUUUUGAGCGCCUACAACUUGCCAUGGAAAUGGUAGGAUUUCUUCCCAAGACACGAAGACAGAUUUUCUCUCUUCUCUCAGCCAUACUACAUUUGGGUAAUAUCUGUUAUAAAAAGAAGACAUACCGGGAUGACUCCAUUGAUAUCUGUAAUCCUGAAGUUCUGCCUAUUGUCUCAGAAUUAUUAGAAGUUAAAGAAGAGAUGCUAUUUGAAGCAUUAGUUACAAGGAAGACGGUGACAGUGGGAGAAAAGCUUAUUUUGCCAUACAAGUUGGCAGAGGCUGUGACAGUGAGGAACUCCAUGGCUAAGUCUCUAUAUAGUGCCCUGUUUGACUGGAUAGUUUUUCGAAUUAAUCAUGCACUUCUGAAUAGUAAAGAUUUAGAGCAUAAUACCAAGACAUUGUCCAUUGGUGUUCUUGAUAUUUUUGGGUUUGAAGAUUAUGAAAAUAACAGCUUUGAACAGUUCUGUAUUAAUUUUGCUAAUGAACGUUUACAGCACUACUUUAAUCAGCAUAUCUUUAAAUUGGAACAAGAGGAAUAUAGAACUGAAGGUAUCAGCUGGCACAACAUAGAUUACAUUGAUAAUACCUGCUGUAUAAAUCUUAUUAGCAAAAAACCAACAGGACUGCUUCAUCUUUUGGAUGAAGAAAGCAACUUUCCACAGGCUACAAAUCAAACAUUGCUAGACAAGUUUAAGCAUCAACAUGAAGAUAAUUCUUACAUCGAAUUUCCAGCCGUGAUGGAGCCUGCUUUCAUUAUAAAACAUUAUGCUGGAAAAGUAAAAUAUGGGGUAAAGGAUUUCCGGGAAAAAAAUACAGAUCAUAUGCGCCCAGACAUUGUAGCUCUUCUGAGAAGCAGCAAGAAUGCAUUUAUCUCUGGGAUGAUUGGAAUUGAUCCUGUAGCUGUUUUCCGAUGGGCAAUUCUCCGAGCUUUUUUCAGAGCCAUGGUUGCUUUCAGGGAAGCUGGGAAAAGACACAUUCACAGAAAAGCUGGACAUGAUGAUACAGCGCCAUGUGCAAUUUUGAAAAGUAUGGAUAGUUUUAGCUUUCUCCAACACCCAGUCCACCAGAGGAGCUUAGAGAUUCUGCAGAGAUGCAAGGAAGAGAAGUACAGUAUAACCCGGAAAAAUCCCAGAACACCUCUUUCUGAUCUCCAGGGCAUGAAUGCUCUAAAUGAAAAAAACCAACAUGAUACAUUUGAUAUUGCCUGGAAUGGCAGAACUGGGAUUCGCCAGAGCAGACUAUCAAGUAGCACCUCCUUGCUUGAUAAAGAUGGAAUAUUUGCUAAUUCAACUAGCAGCAAACUCCUGGAGAGAGCCCAUGGAAUUCUCACGAGAAACAAAAAUUUCAAACCCAAGCCUGCCCUUCCAAAGCACUUGCUAGAAGUAAAUUCUUUAAAGCACCUGACAAGACUGACACUACAAGAUCGCAUUACCAAGUCUCUUCUUCAUUUACACAAGAAGAAAAAACCUCCCAGCAUCAGUGCCCAGUUUCAGACAUCAUUAAGCAAGCUAAUGGAAACACUUGGUCAAGCAGAACCAUAUUUUGUAAAAUGCAUCCGCUCUAACGCUGAAAAGCUGCCCUUAAGGUUCAAUGAUGCCUUGGUACUUAGACAGCUUCGAUACACUGGAAUGCUGGAAACAGUUCGAAUUCGCCAAUCAGGAUACAGCUCCAAAUAUUCUUUCCAGGAUUUUGUGAGCCACUUCCAUGUACUUCUUCCCCGAAAUAUUAUUCCAUCCAAAUUUAACAUUCAGGAUUUCUUCAGGAAAAUAAAUCUUAAUCCAGAUAAUUAUCAAGUUGGAAAAACCAUGGUCUUUCUAAAGGAGCAGGAACGACAGCACUUACAAGAUCUGCUUCACCAAGAGGUGCUCCGCAGAAUCAUAUUGUUGCAGCGAUGGUUCAGGGUCUUGCUGUGUAGGCAGCAUUUCCUCCAUCUGAGACAAGCAUCUGUUAUUAUCCAGAGAUUCUGGAGGAAUUACCUAAAUCGGAAGCAAGUCAGAGAUGCAGCUGUGCAGAAGGAUGCUUUUGUUAUGGCUAGUGCAGCUGCUCUUCUCCAAGCUUCCUGGCGUGCUCACUUAGAGAGGCAGCGGUACUUGGAGCUACGGGCUGCAGCCAUCGUUAUCCAGCAGAAAUGGAGAGAUCACUAUAGGCGCAGGCACAUGGCUGCUAUUUGCAUACAAGCAAGAUGGAAAGCCUACAGGGAAAGUAAAAGGUACCAAGAACAAAGGAAAAAAAUUAUCCUUUUGCAAUCAACAUGUAGAGGAUUCAGAGCAAGACAAAGAUUUAAAGCUUUAAAAGAACAAAGGCUAAGAGAAACAAAACCAGAACUUGGAUUGGUGAAUAUUAAAGGAUAUGGAUCUCUGGAAAUUCAGGGUUCAGACCCUUCAGAAUGGGAGGAUUGUUCUUUUGACAACAGAAUAAAAGCCAUAGAGGAAUGUAAAUCUGUAACAGAGAGUAAUCGAAUUAGCCAUGAAAGUUCGGUGGACUGCUUGAAGAAGUCACCAAACAAGCAGCAGGAGAGAGCCCAAAGCCCGAGUGGUGUGGACUUGCAGGAAGAUGUGCUUGUAAGAGAGAGACCCAGAUCCUUGGAGGAUCUCCAUCAGAAAAAAGUAGGCCGGGCUAAAAGAGAAAGUAGGAGAAUGAGAGAACUAGAGCAAGCUAUAUUUAGCUUAGAAUUGCUGAAAGUUCGUUCUCUUGGUGGUGUUUCUCCUUCAGAGGAUCGCAGAUGGUCUACAGAAUUGGUGCCUGAAGGCCUUCAGUCUCCACGGGGUACACCUGAUAGUGAGAGCUCUCAAGGAAGCUUGGAACUUCUGAGCUCUGAGGAAAGCCAAAAGAGCAAACUAGAAUCUGUAAUUUCAGAUGAAGGAGACUUGCUGUUUCCAUCACCUAAGAUAUCCAGCAGUCCAAAAUUUGAUUCACGGGACAAUGCCCUCAGUGCCUCAAAUGAGACUAGCUAUGCAGAGCAUUUGAAGGAUGGAACUAUGAAGGAAAAGGUGGUCUGCAGUUCUGAGUCUAUUACCUGUAAACCACAGCUGAAAGACUCCUUCAUUUCAAAUAGUCUGCCUACUUUUUUUUAUAUCCCCCAACAAGACCCACAGAAAACAAAUUCCCAACUAGACACAAGUAUCCAAAGAAACAAACUAUUGGAAAAUGAAGACACACCAGGGGAAGCUCUUACUUUGGAUAUCAACAGGGAAACUAGAAGGUAUCACUGCUCAGGAGAAGAUCAAAUUGUUCCUCCUUUGAAUACAGAGUCUUCUAAUCCUAUGCUUAAGAAGUUAGAAAAGCUAAACACUGAGAAGGAAGAAAGGCAAAAGCAGUUGCAGCAACAGAAUGAAAAAGAGAUGAUGGAACAGAUUCGCCAGCAAACCGAUAUUUUAGAGAAGGAGCGCAAAGCGUUCAAGACAAUUGAAAAGCCAAGAAUUGGAGAGUGUUUGGUGGCACCAUCUUCCUAUCAGUCAAAGCAGAGAGUAGAGAGGCCAUCCUCUCUCCUCAGCUUAAAUACCUCAAAUAAGGGAGAACUUAACGUACUGGGGUCCCUAUCAGUAAAAGAUGCAGCUCUUGCCCAGAAAGACAGCUCCUCUGCUCGCUUACUCCCAAAGGAUAGACCUGUCACCGUGUUCUUUGAAAGAAAAGGAAGUCCAUGCCAAUCUAGUACUGUUAAAGAAUUAUCCAAGACAGACAGAAUGGGUGCCCAGCUGAAUGUAGCCUGUAAACUCUCUAAUAAUCGCAUUUCAAAAAGAGAACACUUUAUGCCAACUCAGUCUUAUAGCCACAAUUCUGAUGACCUUUCCAGAGAGGGAAAUACUAGGCCCAUUUUCUUCACUCCAAAGGACAAUAUGAAUAUUCCCCUUGUCAGCAAAGAAGCCUUAAACAGUAAAAAUCCUCAACUCCGUAAAGAAGAUGAACCAGCAUGGAAACCUGUGAAGUUAGCUGGGCCAGGCCAAAGAGAGGUUGCCAGACCGGCCCAUAAAAAGAAAGCUCGAAUGGCGCGGACGCGCUCCGAUUUCUUGACUAGAGGUACUUUUGCCGAUGGGGAGGGGGAUACAGAGGAAGACGAUUACGAUGACAUUAUUGAGCCCCUUCUCUCCCUUGACCAAGCUUCUCACUGUGAGCUAGGGCCUACACCCAGCCUGGAUCAGGCCUCUCACAGUGACUCCGAAAUGUUUCUCCGUUUUCUGGAUGGUAAGCGGACAUCACAGCGAUUUUCAUCAGUUGAUGAACAAGCAAAGCUUCAUAAGACUAUGUCUCAAGGAGAGAUUACCAAGUUGGCAGUGAGACAGAAGGCUUCAGAUUCAGAUAUAAGACCUCAAAGAGCUAAGAUGAGAUUCUGGGCCAAAGGGAAACAAGGGGAGAAGAAGACGACUAGAGUGAAGCCUACUACUCAGUCAGAGGUUUCGCCAGUCUUCACAGGCGCAGAUGUGAUUCCAGCUCAUCAGUUUCCAGAUGAGUUAGCUCAAUAUCACCCAACACCUCCUUUGAGCCCAGAACUGCCUGGCAGUUGCCGGAAGGAGUUCAAAGAGAACAAAGAACCUUCUCCAAAGGCUAAGCGCAAGCGAAGUGUGAAGAUUAGCAACGUGGCUUUGGAUUCUAUGCAUUGGCAAAAUGACUCUGUCCAGAUCAUAGCAAGUGUCAGUGAUUUAAAAAGCAUGGAUGAAUUUCUUCUGAAAAAGAUGAAUGACCUAGAUAAUGAAGACAGCAAGAAGGAUACACUAGUGGAUGUUGUAUUUAAAAAAGCCCUGAAGGAAUUUCGGCAGAAUAUCUUCAGCUUUUAUUCAUCUGCAUUGGCGAUGGAUGAUGGGAAAAGCAUACGGUAUAAAGACCUCUAUGCACUAUUUGAACAGAUUCUGGAAAAGACAAUGAGGCUGGAGCAGCGGGAUUCACUGGGUGAAUCUCCAGUGAGAGUUUGGGUCAACACUUUUAAAGUGUUUUUAGAUGAAUAUAUGAAUGAAUUCAAGACUUCAGAUUACACAGCUACAAAGGUGCCAAAAACAGAAAGAAAGAAAAGAAGGAAAAAAGAAACGGAUUUGGUGGAAGAACACAAUGGUCACAUCUUUAAAGCCACCCAAUAUAGCAUCCCUACAUACUGUGAAUACUGUUCUUCUUUGAUAUGGAUAAUGGACCGAGCCUCUGUUUGCAAAUUAUGCAAGUAUGCUUGCCAUAAGAAAUGCUGUCUGAAAACCACAGCCAAGUGCUCUAAAAAGUAUGAUCCAGAGCUAUCAUCUCGACAAUUUGGGGUUGAACUGUCCCGUUUGACCAGCGAAGACCGAACUGUUCCUUUAGUGGUGGAAAAGCUCAUAAACUACAUUGAAAUGCAUGGACUGUAUACAGAAGGUAUUUAUCGAAAGUCUGGUUCGACCAAUAAAAUCAAGGAGCUUCGACAGGGUCUAGAUACAGAUGCUGAGAAUGUAAAUCUAGAUGACUAUAACAUACACGUCAUUGCAAGUGUAUUCAAACAAUGGCUUCGAGAUUUGCCCAAUCCUCUCAUGACCUUUGAACUCUAUGAGGAAUUUCUUCGAGCUAUGGGCCUUCAGGAGAGGAAGGAGACAAUCCGUGGUGUAUACUCUGUGAUUGAUCAACUCUCCCGAACUCAUCUCAAUACACUGGAACGCCUCAUCUUUCAUCUAGUCAGGAUUGCUCUACAGGAAGACACUAAUCGAAUGUCUGCUAAUGCUUUGGCCAUUGUGUUUGCGCCCUGCAUUCUCCGCUGCCCUGACACCACUGACCCACUACAAAGCGUACAGGACAUCAGUAAGACUACCACUUGUGUGGAGCUAAUCGUUGUGGAACAAAUGAAUAAAUACAAGGCUCGUCUCAAAGAUAUCAGUAGCUUGGAAUUUGCUGAGAAUAAGGCAAAGACCAGGUUGUCACUGAUUCGUCGAUCAAUGAAACCUGUACUAAUUGCAGUUAGAUUCAUGAACAUUACCCGCAAUUCAGUCUCGGGAAAGGGGCGUAUUCGUCGAGGAAACUAUCCAGGUCCAUCGUCUCCUGUUGUAGUUCGGUUGCCUUCUGUGUCUGAUGUCUCAGAGGAGACCUUGACUAGUGAGGCAGCCAUGGAGACUGACAUCACAGAACAGCAGCAAGCAGCUAUGCAGCAGGAGGAGAGAGUACUGACUGAGCAGAUUGAGAACCUACAGAAGGAGAAGGAGGAGCUGACAUUUGAGAUGCUUGUACUGGAACCCCGUGCCUCUGAUGAUGAAACUCUUGAGUCUGAGGCCUCCAUUGGGACUGCUGAUAGCUCAGAAAAUUUGAAUAUGGAGUCUGAAUGUGCUAUCUCUGAGAAAUCAGAGAGAAGCUUAGCCCUUAGCUCCCUGAAGACAGCUGGCAAGUCUGAACCUUCCAGCAAGUUGCGAAAGCAGCUUAAAAAGCAGCAAGACUCUUUAGAUGUAGUGGACUCUUCAGUCUCCUCUUUAUGUCUGUCUAACACGGCAUCGUCUCAUGGGACCAGAAAACUAUUUCAGAUUUAUUCCAAAUCUCCAUUCUACCGAGCUGCCUCAGCUAAUGAGGCCCUGGGAAUGGAAGGACCAUUGGGCCAGACCAAAUCCCUGGAAGACAGGCCUCAGUUCAUCAGCAGAGGAACCUUCAACCCAGAAAAGGGCAAACAAAAAUUAAAGAAUGUGAAAAACUCACCUCAGAAAACCAAAGAGACCCCAGAGGGAACAGUCAUGUCUGGCCGCAGAAAAACUGUGGACCCAGACUGCACCUCCAACCAACAGCUAGCACUCUUUGGAAAUAAUGAAUUUAUGGUCUGAACCGGCAGAUGUGUGUCCCUCCGUGGCUACAGAGUGGUAAACACAUCUCACCUUUGGGGCUGCGUUUCAUCACCUCGUCCACAAUAGUCCAUCCUAAUUGUGGUCCUGCCUCUUUUCUAAGCAUAUGGCUAAGACUGUAUGUGCUGAAUUCCUGGGCCUCCUGCAGAAGCAGAAAGCCUGCUGGGGAUGGUGCCAGCUGUGCCUUGGCUGCUGUAUUUGAAUUGAGAUUUUACUAAACAAAGCCACCUAGGGCCUGGGGAUUUGGGUCAGUUAUAGUUGCCUCUCCCCCACCCUCUUUUCCCUUCCCAAAGGUGGGUGUUGAACUAGGGGGGAUAUUGCUGACCUGAGGGACCCUCUCAUUUCUGACAUUUGAAGAAAACGUAUAAAUCUUUCUUAACUAUGAAAGCAAAAGCCUUUGGGUUUAUUUUGGGAUAGUUAGGAGCUGGGGUAGAAUAUAAUUUUUUUCCAAAAACUUAUAAACAAAAAGCCUAAUCCCUCUAUUUUAAGAUUUCUGAAAAAACACUCCAUGUUAUAUUCUGGGGAAAGCAAAAA
Macaca mulatta (Rhesus monkey) is the source of this 9041-nucleotide messenger RNA. The record is from RefSeq and is a predicted model, not a curated record. Lineage: Eukaryota; Metazoa; Chordata; Mammalia; Primates; Cercopithecidae.